Paramormyrops kingsleyae is the source of this 1657-nucleotide messenger RNA. Its product is annotated as phosducin-like 3. Gene Ontology annotation, cellular component: cytoplasm. Gene Ontology annotation, molecular function: protein folding chaperone; vascular endothelial growth factor receptor 2 binding. Gene Ontology annotation, biological process: angiogenesis; protein folding; positive regulation of gene expression. The record is from RefSeq and is a predicted model, not a curated record. NCBI's taxonomy places the organism in Eukaryota, Metazoa, Chordata, Actinopteri, Osteoglossiformes, Mormyridae.
CUUUUUUUUUGUAGUUGACGGACUGUAUCAAGAAGCACACCGCCCUUUUGCGUGGUUCAUAAGGAAAUAGGGAGGUCUUGAAUUUAGCUGCAGUUCAGUAUAUCAAAAAUGCAGGAUCCAAAUGAAGACACUGAAUGGAACGACAUUCUCAGGAAAAAAGGCAUCCUUCCCCCCAAGGAAACGCCGAAAGAAGAUGAGGAGGGAGAGCAAAUCCUCCAGCAACAGUCAGUUGUAAAAACCUACGAAGAUAUGACCCUGGAAGAACUUGAGGAAAAUGAAGACGAGUUCAGCGAGGAGGACGAAGCGGCCAUCGAGAUGUACAGACAAAAAAGACUUGCAGAAUGGAAAGUCAAUCAGAUGAAGAAUAUAUUUGGUGAGGUGAAAGAGAUAUCGGGACAAGACUAUGUACAGGAAGUGAACAAAGCAGGUCAGGGCAUCUGGGUAGUGCUACACCUCUACAAACAGGGAAUCCCACUUUGCACACUGAUAAACCAGCACCUCUCAGUCCUGGCCGGGAAGUUUCCCCAGACGAAGUUCCUUAAGUCCAUCUCUAGCACCUGCAUCCCCAACUACCCUGACAGGAAUCUACCCACUAUCUUCGUCUACUUUGAGGGUGACAUGAAAGCACAGUUCAUCGGGCCGCUGGUGUUUGGUGGCAUGAAUUUAAAAAUUGAAGAGCUUGAGUGGAAUCUUUCAAAGACUGGAGCUGUGAAGACAGAUUUGGAGGAGAACCCAAGGAAACAGAUAGAAGACAAGCUCAUGUCGUCCAUCCGGUGCUCCCUGCCCACAAAAAAGGACAGCGAGUCUGAGGAUGAAGACUAGCAGCCUCUCGGGAUGAACUCGGAACAGCCCUCACUGGCGGGGAGACCAGCUUCCAAGUUUUGCCACUGAUGAAGUGGUACAAAUUGUUCAGUGACCAAGAGAUCUCUCUGCCGAGAGGCAGCAGUUCUCAAAAAACAUGGCGAACCAACAUCCUCAUGAUCAUGAUUCUUAUCCACAGAGAAAACAGCUGAUAUCUGCCCAGCCUCUUCAGGAAAGUAGGGAAGUUACAGCAAUAUCCCACUGUUUUUUUUUUUUUUAACUACUACUGUUUGUUUCAGAAGCUUUUGUAUAGUUUUAAAGAAACAUCUUAUUAAGUUUCUAAUAUAUUAACGCUUUGUGCAAUUACCUGUUAAAGUAAAUAUAUUACUCUUCAAAAAAUUUUUUUUUUAAUUUUUUUUGGAAACAUUAAGCUUCAUGAUGCUUGUGCCCCGAGAACAUUUUCUUGCUUUUAUACCCCAUGCAAAGUUAUGGCCUGCAGGCCUUGGUGAGUUUGACCAGCUCUGUAAUAUGUCUUCACAAAAUGAGCCAGAUGUGCAGAAGAACCUCCAUUUAAACUUUGUCACUUUUCAACAUGCUUUUAUUUAGACUAAUCAAAUGUGAGGGUGCGAUUUAGGAUCACCAUGGUUACUGCCUGACAUUCAACACUAUAGCUCCGUGUACCUCAUAUGCAUAAGUCAUUCUGUAGUGUACAAUACAAAGUGCUGGGGUUCUUCUCCUUUUAUGUACAUGGUUCUAUACACUGAUGCUGUAGUCCUUCUGGAGUCUUCACAUCUUCAGGGAGAGAGAGAGAAUAAAGCAUUGAUGUGCUGAGUCCUCAACGGACAUUGUUACCCAU